UUCUAAAGUCAUUACUAUACAUAAAAGAAAAUUUGCCACGGACUAUAGUCAACUUAGUUUUAAGUCCAAAUUUAGAAUUUUUAACGAAAUUCACAAAUUUGCCAAUCAUUUGUAUCUUAGCUCAUAUUGUAGAGUGUCCAUGUUUGCAUGCCACACAGUACAGACAUAAAUUGUCAGAUUAUGUUAAAGUAAUGAAACAGUUUCAAGAAGUCGAGAAAGAAAUAGUGGAAAGUGAAGAAAUUAAGAAUAAAGAUGAUUUUACGGUUGUUCUCCAAACAUUUACAGAAGAAUUAAUUUUCCCAUUAAAUCGAUUUAAUACUACAGAUAAAACGUAUCUGGCGAUCGAUUGUUUUCAUUUAAGUCAGAAAGGUUAUGCUAGAGCUGCAAAUGCAUUAUGGAACAAUAUGAUGGAACCAGUUGGCCUUAAAUCGAAAGACUGGUCUAAAGAAUUUAAUCGAUUUGUUUGUCCGUCAAAUGAGUCUCCAUAUAUUAGAACGUGGAAAAAUAGCGUAUCAUGAUUGGUUCAAACUUCCAAGUACGUUAUUACUUGAUGAUACUUAAAUAACAUUGAUAUGUCUCACAACAAUUUUGUAUAUUCUCACCUAUGUACUUAUUAGUUAUUAUGUACAUACAUGUAUAAAACAGUGCUU
Molecule: messenger RNA, 650 nt
Organism: Melanaphis sacchari
Lineage: Eukaryota; Metazoa; Arthropoda; Insecta; Hemiptera; Aphididae
Product: phospholipase B1, membrane-associated-like
Biological process (GO): phospholipid metabolic process
Molecular function (GO): glycerophospholipase activity
Source: RefSeq, a predicted model, not a curated record